Molecule: messenger RNA, 922 nt
Organism: Spinacia oleracea (spinach)
Lineage: Eukaryota; Viridiplantae; Streptophyta; Magnoliopsida; Caryophyllales; Amaranthaceae
Exons: 7
Coding region: 262-690 (142 amino acids)
Biological process (GO): positive regulation of transcription by RNA polymerase II
Cellular component (GO): mediator complex
Molecular function (GO): transcription coregulator activity
Source: RefSeq, a predicted model, not a curated record
ACCCAUUAGAGUUUCCCACAUACGCAAGUACGCAACACAGCAAGUCUGCAGCUGUAUUUUCGACGCUCCCAAAGAGGCAAAGACGCAAACUCUGGAACUGUUCAACCACUUUCACAGACUCAUCUCUCCUCCUCUCUCUGCGCGGCGGCGGCACGGCGGAGGCACGGCGGAGGACGACGGGUAACUCCGCAACCGUUCAUCUCCCAUUUACAUCUCAAACUUUUUUGAAGGUUUAGUCCCAUUGUUAGUGUAGGGCUUAUAAUGGGUGAGAACAAAGAAGCAAAGGUGAAGAAAUUUGAGGAAUUUGUCGACCGUCGGUUGAAGCCUGAUCUUGUAAAGGCCAUUGCUGAAAGGGACAAGCUUUUUGAACAACAGAAGACAUUCUCAGAUUUGAAGAGAAACAUACAAAAUUUGGAGAAGAAUAGUGUAAGCAGCCUCAAGACAUUAGUCAAUCUUGGGUCUGAAGUAUACAUGCAAGCAGAAGUCCCUGACACACGCCACAUAUUUGUAGAUGUUGGCUUGGGUUUUCAUGUUGAAUUCACCUGGUCUGAAGCUUUAAAUUACAUUGCGGCAAGGGAGGAACGGCUAGCCAAGCAAAUAGAGGAAUAUACCCGUCUGGUAGCAUCAAUCAAAGCACAAAUUAAGCUGGUUUGUGAAGGGAUACGAGAAUUGCUUCAGAUUCCAUUGUAGUAACGCCUUUUCCCCCUAAAGGAUAUCUCCUGGACUCCUGGCACAUACUUGGAUGAUCUACUUUCAAUCUGAAGUGAGCUUCUCUUAUCAUAGUCAGGAGUAAUUAGUGGAGAUUAUUAAAUCUCUGUAGUAGUGGAUAGAAAUGUAAAGAUAAAAUCAAAUCACAGACUAAUGUUUAUGUUUGCUAAUUUGGUUCUCUGAUAAAAAAAGGCACCUGAUUCAUUUUGCUGUA